Molecule: messenger RNA, 987 nt
Organism: Papaver somniferum (opium poppy)
Lineage: Eukaryota; Viridiplantae; Streptophyta; Magnoliopsida; Ranunculales; Papaveraceae
Exons: 1
Coding region: 1-987 (328 amino acids)
Molecular function (GO): zinc ion binding; nucleic acid binding
Source: RefSeq, a predicted model, not a curated record
AUGUCACGUGAAGAUUAUCAACCCAUUACUGUGAAGUUUGAUGGAACAAACUACAAUCAUUGGUCUUUCUUAAUGAGAAGUUUCCUCAAGGGAAAAUCCAUGUGGAAAUAUAUUGACGGCAAAGCUAAGAAGCCUGCAAACGGAGUCGUCAUCACUGACAAAGGAAAAGAUACAGGAGAAGAAACUGCAGAGAGCUGGGAGAUCAAUAAUCACAAAAUAUUAACCUGGCUAAGCAACACAGUAGUAACAUCUAUAAGCAUGCAACUUACAAGCUUUGAGACUGCCAAAGAUGCAUGGGAGUUUCUCUCAAAAAGAGAAGAGUCUCGAUUAGUUCAGCUCUUAAUGGCAUUAAGAGAUGACUUUGAGACUGUGAGAGCCUCAAUCCUCCAUCGAUCACCUCUUCCGUCUGUCGAAGCCGCAUUGUCAGAACUCAUCACUGAAGAAACUCGGAAAAGAAUCAAACCAGACAUACCAGCAGUGUUUGCAGUCAAUUCACGUGCAAACUUUAACACUCAUCUCAACUCUCAGAAAACUCAUCGUGAUUUCUCACAAAUCCAGUGCUACAACUGUAAGAAACCAGGCCACCUAGCCAAGAACUGCACCGUGCCAUCAGUGCAAAGUGGAUCACAAAGCUCAAACACACAAACAAUCCAGCAAGGAUCAAGCUUCCCAAUCCAGUGCAACUACUGCAAGGAACCAGGGCAUACAGUAGGAAACUGUACAUCCCCUACUUCCAGAAAUAUGAGAGAACGAAGAAAGUUUAAUGGAACUGGAUACACAUCUGCACCAUCCAGUUAUGCAGCUACAUCACCAUCCAGUUAUGCAGCUGCAUCCACACCAAACAAUCUAGCUGACAUACAAGAGAUGCUCAAGAAAGCACUCUCACUGGGUAACAAUAACUCUACAGCAGCAUCUACACUAUCUACUUCCACAAGUAGCUUUUCAAAUGGAUCCCAAGACAGAAAAGCUUGUUGGGAUAGGCCGUAG